This is a messenger RNA of Hipposideros armiger (great roundleaf bat), 2452 nucleotides long. It is a transcript of the gene RALA, whose product is annotated as RAS like proto-oncogene A. Gene Ontology annotation, biological process: signal transduction. The coding region runs from base 197 to 817 and encodes 206 amino acids. NCBI's taxonomy places the organism in Eukaryota, Metazoa, Chordata, Mammalia, Chiroptera, Hipposideridae. The record is from RefSeq and is a predicted model, not a curated record. Gene Ontology annotation, molecular function: GTPase activity; GTP binding. The transcript is spliced from 5 exons. Gene Ontology annotation, cellular component: membrane.
CUCCUUCUGCCGCCCAGGCUCUGCUGCCGCCCGUCGGACUCCUCCUUCUGCCGCUCCCGGCGCGGAGCCUCCCGGAAAAGGGCCGAGCACUCUCCGGCCGGAGCCAGCUCAGCCGCGGCUUCCGGAGCCCGCGAGGCGGUGGACUGGUUUGCGGUGCAGAUUCUUCUUAAUCCUUUGGUGAAAACUCUGUCACAAGAUGGCUACAAAUAAGCCCAAGGGUCAGAAUUCUCUGGCCUUACACAAAGUCAUCAUGGUGGGCAGCGGUGGUGUAGGCAAGUCAGCUCUGACCCUGCAGUUCAUGUAUGAUGAGUUUGUGGAGGACUAUGAGCCUACCAAAGCAGACAGCUAUCGGAAGAAGGUGGUGCUGGAUGGGGAGGAAGUACAGAUUGAUAUCCUGGAUACAGCUGGGCAGGAGGACUAUGCUGCGAUUAGAGACAACUACUUCCGGAGCGGGGAGGGCUUCCUCUGUGUCUUCUCUAUUACAGAAAUGGAAUCCUUUGCAGCCACAGCUGACUUCAGGGAGCAGAUUUUAAGAGUAAAAGAAGAUGAGAAUGUUCCAUUUCUGCUGGUUGGUAACAAAUCAGAUUUAGAAGAUAAAAGGCAAGUUUCUGUAGAAGAGGCGAAAACCAGAGCCGACCAGUGGAAUGUAAACUAUGUGGAAACAUCGGCUAAGACGCGCGCUAAUGUUGACAAGGUAUUUUUUGAUUUAAUGAGGGAAAUUCGAGCCAGAAAGAUGGAAGACAGCAAAGAAAAGAAUGGAAAAAAGAAGAGGAAAAGUUUAGCCAAGAGAAUCAGAGAAAGAUGCUGCAUUUUAUAAUAAAAGCCCAAACUCCUUUCUUACCUUGACCAUACUAAUAAAUAUAAUUUAUAAGCAUUGCCAUUGAAGGCUCAAUUGACUGAAAUUACUUUAAUAUUUUGGAAAUUGUUAUGUAUCACUAAAAGCAUGAAUUGGAACUGCACUGAAAGUCAAAUUCAUUUUAAAAAAAGAAAUUAACGUGGCUUCACCAAGAAGCAAAGUUCAGCUUAUUUCAUACUUGCCUACAUUUAUCCCGGUCCUGAAUGUAACGUCUGAGCUUGUGUUUUGAGGGCAGUCUUACUCUGUUAAAGGUGAGAUGGGGUGGCAAAUGGGAGGAAAGGCUACUUCCUCUGGUUUAUUAUAAAGCUCAAAUUUUUAUAUCAUUUUAAAAUGUCUUGGUCUUCUACUGCCUUGAAAAUAACAAUUGUGAACAUGAUAAACUGUACCACUUUUUUUAAACCACUGCUAUGCAAAAUAGAGAAGAAAAGUUAUUGGCAUGAUUGUUGCAUAUAGUUAAAUUGAAAGUAAUUCAUCUGUGAGCCUAUGUUAAUUACCUGGCGAUUACGUUAGAAAAGUGGUGUAAACUUGCACAUGGAAGUUUUUGAAUAUGCCUUAAUUUAGAAACUGAAAAAUACCCAGUCACAUCAUACUGGGUGUGGCCUCACUGGCGCCAUGGGCCCGUUGCCCUGUGUGUCCUGGUGAGACAGUAUAUGCCUCGUAUAGAGUACAACUUUUGUACAGAAGAUUCUUGAGAAAUAACUGCUAGGAGUCUAUCCAAAUAUAAAAUGUGUGCCAUACUCUGGUUCUUGAAAGAAGGUUCCAGAGCUCCUGAUUGCUUCUGAUUAACUAUGUGGUGGUUUAAAAUGCAGGGCAGUGUCUACUUGUUAGAUCAUUUUAGACCAAGGAUUCAGCACCACUUGUUUCAGUGAGCCCUCUCUUUAUUUCAGAUGCUGGUCCCUGGUAAUCCCUUUCUGCAGGUGUUAAUCAUGUGUUCAGUUUUUUUAUCUCUUCGGAGCAGGCCCAGGAAAAGCAGCAAUAAUGCUAAUGCAUUUUGCACUAGAACACUUUGGGAAAAUAUUCAUGCUUGCUACCUGUUAAUUUUUAAAUGUAUACUCAUGAGGUUACAGUUGGCUAUACAGGAGAUAGUUAUUAGUGUUUGUAGCCUGUGUUCAUAAGGAAGAACGCUGUAGCUACAGUUUCCUAAAGUUAACAUCAAGCAGUCAUACAUGAGUCCAGUGCAGAAAACACGUUCUCUGUGCACAGAUCACACUCAGCUGUGUCACUGUUUUGUGGUGUGCCGGCUGGAAGGAUGCUAGCAUGCUAUUUGGAAAGUCCACCACUGUCAGAUUUUUCUUUUCUUUGGAAUGGAGCUAAAAGUUGAUUCACAGAGCUUUUCUUUCUUUUUGUUCAGUCCUCGUUUCAGUAAAUCAAAGAUGUGUUCAGGCAUUCCAGGUAACAGAUGUGUAUGUAAAGUUAACAGAAAUAAGCUUUUUAGAAACCUCAACUCUUUAGAUAUUACAUCCAGCUUGUCAUGUUAAGUAUUUGUUCGUAAAGGGUUUGAGAUGUACAUUUUUCAUGUCGUACUUUUCAUAGACUAUGCCAUGUGCAGAAUUAAAGUACCAAUGUAACCCUGGCCCGCCCACGGGUCCAGCGAUC